GUGAUUAUAAGGAUUUCUAUUGUUCGGUUGAUGUUGUACAGGUAGAAUUAAAAACGAACCUAUCAUACACAAUGUGUGAAACUACAAAUAAUUUGCCGGAUAAUAAAAUUUGGAGAGACUUCAAUAGAAAAAUAAAUGGAAAAAUUGAAAAAUUCUGGAUUCGAACUUUGUGUGAAAGUGAAAUGGAAACUGCACUGGAAUAUUUAUCUGAAUAUUUUUUGAAAGAUGAACCAAUAUCUCAGGCGUUGAAAUUAUAUGAAUGCGAAGAUUGGAUUAUUCCCAUCCGUGAAUAUUGGCGAAAUGUACUGCAACAGAAAGUAUCGUUGGCUUGUUUCAAAAACUUGGAUGAUGGAAAUAACGAAAUGGUUGCCCUCAGUUUGUGCCGAGUGAAAUCUAAAGAAGACCCGUUUUUGUUGAAAAAUGGUAUUAACGAAAAAAUGAAGAAAAUGUUUGGUCUUUUCCAAUACGUUUACGACGUGAAAGAUUUUUUCAGUGAAUUUGAUGUUGAUAAGGUAUUGGUUGGUUCAGGCCUAUUUACAAUGCCAAAAUACCGCGGGUUCAAUAUAGGCUUGGAAAUGCUUCACGCCAGGAGACCGCUUUGUGCUAGUUUAGGUCUGAAAGUUUCUAUCACUAUAUUCACCGCUCCUGCAUCUCAGAGAUUGGCCGAAAAAGCAGGAUUCAAAGAUUACUGCUCUUUCAAAUAUGAAGAUCUUGGAAGAGAAAAUCCAGAUUUUGAGAUUCCUGAUAUAAAGUCUGAAUAUAUUAGGCUCAUGUACAUCUUAUACUAGAAAAUGUUUGGAAAAUUAUUUAUCUAAGUAUGUAGUUUAAUAAUGGUAUUUUUUGAGAAUAGAAUCAGUAGAAAAUUUA
Molecule: messenger RNA, 867 nt
Organism: Coccinella septempunctata (seven-spotted ladybird)
Lineage: Eukaryota; Metazoa; Arthropoda; Insecta; Coleoptera; Coccinellidae
Exons: 4
Coding region: 72-788 (238 amino acids)
Molecular function (GO): N-acetyltransferase activity
Source: RefSeq, a predicted model, not a curated record